Asparagus officinalis (garden asparagus) is the source of this 942-nucleotide messenger RNA. Its product is annotated as peptidyl-prolyl cis-trans isomerase FKBP18, chloroplastic. The record is from RefSeq and is a predicted model, not a curated record. The coding region runs from base 40 to 726 and encodes 228 amino acids. Gene Ontology annotation, cellular component: chloroplast thylakoid lumen. Lineage: Eukaryota; Viridiplantae; Streptophyta; Magnoliopsida; Asparagales; Asparagaceae. Gene Ontology annotation, molecular function: peptidyl-prolyl cis-trans isomerase activity. The transcript has 6 exons.
CUCUCUUUUCCCACGAUUCUCCAAAGUCCCAAACUGGCCAUGGCCUCUCUUCGCAGCUUCCAUAAAAUCCUACACCAUGAUUUUGAUACUCUCCUCUCCUCGCCCCCCAAGACCCUCAGAGAAUCCAAACGAGACCCAACAGUUUCUUUGGGUUUUCGAUUGCCCAUUUCGAGAAGAAAUGCUCUUUUGAUGUCGGUUCUGCCCCUCAACCUCGUAGCAGACUCUCCUCCUCCUUCUCUGGCUCGAGAGAGGAGGAGCAGGAGGAAUAUACCCAUGGAGGAGUACUCAACCAGCUCUGAUGGAUUGAAAUACUAUGAUCUUACUGAGGGAAAGGGCCCCGUAGCAGAAAAAGGUUCCACAGUUCAGGUUCAUUUUGACUGCAUAUAUCGUAGCAUUACAGCUUUGUCAAGCCGCGAAUCCAAACUUUUAGCUGGAAAUCGCAUUAUUGCGCAGCCUUAUGAAUUCGUGGUCGGGUCACCACCAGGAAAAGAACGAAAGCGCGACUUCGUAGACAAUGCAAAUGGCCUGUACUCCGCUCAAGCUGCACCAAAACCUCCACCCGCUAUGUACUCGGUAACUGAGGGAAUGAAAGUUGGAGGGAAGAGAACAGUUAUUGUUCCUCCAGAAGUUGGCUAUGGAAAGAAAGGACUGAAUGAAAUACCGCCUGGGGCUACCUUUGAACUGAAUAUAGAGCUCUUGCAAGUUGCAUCGCCAACGCCCAAGUAAUCUUAUGUUCGUCAAGGAGAUUCGAUUCAGUUUGGUUAUUAUCUUCAAGCUCUGAUACUUUGAAGGAAUAAAGGAGUCUACUGUGUGUCCAUUGACUCCCCGCUAGUUUAUGUUAUCAAAUUUAUCAAAUCUUUUUGCUACGUUUACAGUAUUAGUGUAAAUUUUUUUUGCGGAUUGAUGGUGGGAAUCAAUAUAUUUGAAAACAUAACUACCGCC